This is a messenger RNA of Penicillium brasilianum, 291 nucleotides long. The record is from the annotation of a GenBank genome assembly. Lineage: Eukaryota; Fungi; Ascomycota; Eurotiomycetes; Eurotiales; Aspergillaceae.
AUGACCUCCCUCGUCACCUCCUCCGUGACCCCCUUCAUCACCCCCUCCAGCGCCUCCGCCAGCACCUCCGCUAGCUCCAAAGCCUCCCCCAACACCAACACCGAACCCUCCUCCUAUCCCGCCACCUCCUCCACCGCCGCCGCCUCCGCCACCACCGAGACUGAUGCCCCCAUCGUUGUUAUCAGCGCCUAUAGUUCAGUUAAAGUUAGAGACCGAGUGGUAAUUCCGAGCUCAAAAGAAUCACGAACCAGCCUGGCUAGCCAGAGGGGCCGCGAUAGUAGCACCGCCUAA